GCUGAAACCGUGUGCGGUCAGUUUAGAGCUGGUUAGUAGAUGAACUAAUCCUCACUGAUUCAGAGAGGACUUGAAAAAUGAUUAGUCUGAGGGGUAAACCAUUUGCUUUGUGCUGCAACUUUCUCUUCUGUCUACUGACAGGAUGUGUAUCAGGAGAAACCAUCAUAACCACAGUGGGAACAGAUGUGACCUUACGAUGCACCUAUGAUGCUCGGUACUACGGCAAGCUGGCCGUGUGCUGGGGUCGGGGGUCCGUACCUAACAGGGGAUGUGCCAACCAGGUGAUCAAGUCUGACGGGACGUCAGUGACCAGCAGGUUGUCGGAGCGGUACUUGCUUUUGGGAAAUCUUGGUGAGGGAGAUGUGUCGCUCACCAUCAGACAGGUUGAAGAGAGCGACUCUGGCACGUACGGGUGUCGGGUGGACAUACCGGGCUGGUUCAAUGACCAGAAACAAGAGCUGACUCUCACAGUGAAAGCAGGGCGCCCCUUUCCUGUGACAGUAAAGGCAGGCGAAGUAAACCAAAGAACUAUCACUGUUCGCUGGAACCCACCGUUUGAUGGUGGGGUCCCCAUCACCGACUUCAUCAUAGAUCUAAAAAACAAACAAGAACCCUGGGACUCCGCUGUAAGGAGUACACUGUCACAUGCUCAGCUGAUUAGGGCGACUUUGGUGGAUUUGCAUCCGGCCAAGACCUACAACGUUCGCAUGUUUGCCGUCAAUAGCGUGGGAAUGAGUGAAAGCAGCAAUGUUCUGACAUUCACCACAAAAGAAGCAGCUCCGGAAGGGCCACCCCUGGAUAUGCGGCUGGAGGCCCUCAGCUCCGACACUAUCAGAGUCACUUGGAAGCCUCCGAGGGCUGAUCUCACAAACGGGAUUCUGUUGAGUUAUAAAGUCACCUACAGAGAGUAUGACGCUGAUGCCCGGAAGUUUAAAGGUUGGCAAGCAAUAAUCAAGAAAGCCAUGCAUGAAGUAGAGAGUCACAUCCUGAGGAACCUUAAGCCUUCGACCGAGUACGCCGUACUUGUACAAGCCAUGACUAAUGCAGGGAUAGGACCUGCCUCGAGUGCCCCUCUCUGCUCCACUUUGGAUGAAAUUCACGGAACAACAACGGCAGCAGCAACUACGGAUUUUCCUUCUACGACAACAUUGGUCUGGGACACAGGUCUCACAUUCAAGACUUUGCCCCGCAUUCGUACAACUUCUGCAACUGAGACGACGUUUGCAGACAUAUGGUGGGAACAAACCACCACAAGAACGAGUUCAGUACCCCCAGAUCCUCCUGUAGUCGAGCUGCAGGAGCUGACAGACAAUAUCAUUUCCCUUUCAUGGAGUCCUGGGUUUGAAGGUGACGGCCCCAUCACUGGCUACUUUCUGGAAUAUAAAGCAGUCAACGCCUCGUGGGAAUACACGAAGACUGUUGUAGACUUUGGCCCUGACCAGACAGAGGCCACGAUAAUAGAGAUAACUCCCUCGACAUACAAUCUCCGUAUGUUUGCCAUGAGCAGUUUGGGCAUCAGUAAAGCCAGCAACGUCCUCACCGUCACCAUCGGAGAACCAGGCCAACAGAUCAACGAUACGGUUUCCCCCGUGUCAGCUGAUUCGCAGACUGCCGUGACUGAAGACGACGGACACGGUGCUCACCCAGCUGCCAUCAUUGUGCCAGUGGUGCUGGUUGUGUUGAUUGGUGCCAUGGCAACCGCUUGGCAGCUUCGACGAAUUAAAAGGAAGAAAGGGAGUCUGAGCAUGUUGCUCAACGACAGAGGGCUCCGUUACAAAGGUUCUGAGUCGUUACAAGAGUUUUAAGACCCAAAAGGCAAUACUGGGGGAUUUGAUCAAAUCUGUGAAGGAAAGAAGCUCAAAUGUACUUUCCUCUGAAUUUAAGCUAACCUAAGGGAAUGAAAAGAAAAACAACAAACAACUUUUCAGGCUCUGUUGCAUUCAAGAUGUAUAUGUGUUGCUAACACGUCCACAACUGUCAGCUGUUUAUCACUUUACUUGUUUCACUCUUUCAUGAGCACUGUUAGGGUAAGGCACCCCAGUUUUAAUAUUUAAAUUGUUUUGAAAAAACAUUUAUGGUAUUUGUUUAUCCAUGUACAUUAUUUUUGAAGGAUAAAGCAAAAUGUGUCAUGUUCAUUCAGCAAUCAUGGAAUAAGGUAUAUCAGAUUUACCAGAGCCAGUUACCUGCUUUAGGUCCUGCCAUUCAGAGUCUUUUAAUUAGUUUGGUCGACUUUAUUAACACUUUUAACAGUUUGUUGAGUCAUCAGAGGUGUAAAUGCAGCUCUGAAUCUGGUUUUAUGUAUCAUACAAGUUUUCUUCUAUGUUGAUUUAAAGUGUAUGUUGUUAUUGUACAAAACAAAGGUACACACAUUUGUACGUGUCUGCAAAAAUCCUGUUUUAUAUUAGAAUUAAUGAAUAAAUAAAUGACA
This is a messenger RNA of Cololabis saira (Pacific saury), 2428 nucleotides long. Its product is annotated as cell adhesion molecule DSCAM-like. The transcript is spliced from 14 exons. Gene Ontology annotation, molecular function: protein binding. The coding region runs from base 78 to 1805 and encodes 575 amino acids. The record is from RefSeq and is a predicted model, not a curated record. NCBI's taxonomy places the organism in Eukaryota, Metazoa, Chordata, Actinopteri, Beloniformes, Belonidae.